AAAAUAAUUUAUAAAACUAAUUAUCAAAACGAAAAAGUAUUUAUAAGCUCAUCGCCUAAGGAUGUGCAACAAGCAUGUUAUCGUAUUGCGGUUGUUGGCCAAUCAUGAUGUAUUGUUAUCUUCAAUUAUUAAGCGAACAGUAAUAAUUAACAGCCGUACGAAUAUCGAUAUGUAUGUCAGAGCAAAAACAGUAUUAAUAAUCGCCGUCUAACGUGAAUAUUGAUGACCAUUAAACGAGUAAAGAUAACUAUUGCAGAUGACCCCAAAACCAGGAACCUGUCGAGAGGAACCCUCGGGGGGGCUAAGUUCCAACUUUCCUAUAUGUCCUCUUGUGCCACUUUCAUGUUUAGCCGCGUUGCCGUUUCCUUUCCAUUACGUGUGUGCAUAAUUUAUGUACGAUGGACAUAAUUUUAUUAUUGAACUCACAAUCCAUAUGUGGUGUGCACGAGUUAACCGAAGUUAAACGUUCACAUAAAAUUAAUCAGUUAUCGUUUAACAUCUGUUUACAUCUGGUUAAAAAUGUGUCAGUGGACCUUCAGCAUAAUAUGACUUUUUGUUCGCAUUCGGAUGAUUCAUCUGUCAUGCACACGUCAACGACACGCGCAGAUAAAAUAACGAUAUUUUGCGUGAAAGCGCACACAGGCAUUUAGCCAUAGACGGUUUUUUUUAUUCUGAAUUCCGAAAUAGGCUUAUAGUACAGGGGGAAAAAAAAUACCAAUAGUUUAUAAUCAUCGACCAUAACGACAAUUAGUUACGAAACACGGCGGAUUCGUUUUAUUUUAAGUUCUAGGCGAUUUUCGUCAUAAAAACAAUUUUCUGUUGAAGUUUGCAAUAAUCAGUCAGUAAUUUGUUUCACUAAAGACAAUUUCGCAAUAAUGAAAAAAACUCACAAUGCAUUUACACAACACAAAAGUAAAAAAAAAAAAAAGUGUCCAAAAUGACAAACCAUCGACUAAUGUCGACUUACGUUGACUUAUAUUUUAAUACAAUAAAAAAUAUAUUAAAUCCAGACAGAACAUUAAUAUACAAUUGAGUUGGUAUGGAAAUCGCGUUGUUCAAAGAUGUUCGAGCUUCAAAUCGUGUCAUUGUAAUCGGCUUUUGAUUACAAUAGCGAUUGCCGAACAACAAAUGGCUAUAGAUACAAUAUAUGUCUGAUACUGCGGUAACGGUACGUUGUUACGUGCGUGCCAUAGUUGGAGAUUUUCUUCGGCGAAGGUACAGGUACAUAUAUAGACACGGACACGUCUGGUUCGAGUUAAGGCGAUUUAGAGUCGUUUAAAUAUGAAUUUUUCUCAAUGAAAAUACGGUAACAGUUAUUGCAAACACUAUCCGAUUGUAAGGGGCGGAUAAUGUACUACGCACAUGACGUCCAAAGAAAAUAUGUAACACAUAAUAUGUUUAUAUUACAUACCUAAACGCAUAGCGCACUUAUACCGACUAUACGUUACGUUUUAAGACCAAUAAAUUGAAUUGCAGUAGUAAUUUAUUGAUAUUACAUCGGACGUAAUGCACACGUAGCAAUAAUAUCAAUAAUAUAUUGUUCGGAAACGAUAAUAAUAAUUUAAUACGAUUUAACAUAUAAUCGUACAAUAGAAUACAGUGACUAUUCGCGCGCGCAGAGUACACAAUGACCGACGAAGUGCCACAAUGGUCAAGAACUAUUGCAAAUAGUACGACAAUCGGGUUGUAUCGAAAACUAUCAAUGAAUGACGACUAUACAAAAUCAUCACGUACUGUCGCUACAAUCCCUGCAGGAAAUUAACAUAGAAACAUAGUCAACCGUUAUCCUUUACUCGUAAGCGUUAAUCAAAAAAAAAGUGUAGGCAUUUGGAUUUUUAGCAUCUCAUAAUACAUCUUCAUAAUACUGUAUCAUAAUAUCCUGUUUAAGACAGUUAAUUUAGUUUGAAACACAUUUUAAGUACUAUAAUAAUAUUUCGAACGUCGUCUACCAUCCAUUUUAAAGGAUCACACACGUAUUAUACCUACAUCGGCUACAUUGUCCAUACGUUUCGACACGUCACAUAUUAUGAUUGUAGACAACCAUAAUUUUUCAACCAAAAGUAUAACGGUGGCACAAGUUCUUAUUUUCAGUAGAAUACUAUAUUGUAACGAAAAUAUACGCUCUCGUUCCCCGGUACACUGCAGUAGACCAGUGUGUACUGCAAAAUAUUUUGUUGCGAGUGCAAUAACGGAGACGCAGUCGGCGGUCUCGUUAUCGGAGAGUUAUUGAUACAUAGGGACACAAUCCCUUCCUCUCUCUCUCUCUCUCUAUUUUCUAUUCGCGCUGCGGUAACGGGGCUAAUUUAUGCGCGAACAUAACGUUUUUUGUGCCGUUUAACGAGUGCGCAGCGAACAAUGCUUGAUUCGCUUCGGUACAAAAAGUUGCGGCGGAUUGCGGGCGUCCGAUACGUUUAUACUUAUUGCUUAUACAUGUAUACAGUCUCGUGCUAUUAAUGCAUUGUUCCGGGGUACGGACGAGUCUUACGAUGAUUACUCGAACUAACCUGAAAUCGUCGUCGCUGAAUAAUGUGCACUGCGGAAUUGGAUGAUAUUUGCUAACAUUCGGGUUGACUUUUCUUUUACUCGGGGUCCGUGUCGAUUAUCUUUGCGAUUUUAAUACACGGGGGAUACGUGCACAACAUUAUGGUACCUACCGCAUAUUUUGAAGUAAAAACCACGAUGUAGUGCGCAACAGAAACCUACGCGCAUAGAUAUUUUGGUAAACUACUUUUUUGUUGUUGCCGCCGCGGUUGCAGUUCUUCCGGCGAACUAUUUACGGCCGACAUGUCCGCCGUCGGAUAUCACGUAUCGUGAACGUGUGUGGAGAAGUGGGAGACGAUCUCGAUUAUAAGGAUUUUUUUUUGAAAAAUAUCGCCAAUCAAGGUUAUCCUAGGUUGGGUACCACAGACGCGUAUUUAAGGAAAAACAUGGUCAAAACCGAAAGAAAUAAAAAUAACUGAAUAAGAUAACUAUUGACGGUAAUUUAAAGAUUACAUAUCAGAGUACAAAGUUCAGUUAGAUAAACAAUCUUAGUGAUGACAAAUCGAAUAGUAGAUACCCAAUCUAUUUGUUCACCACAACUCACAAGUGAAUACUAUAAAUAGUGUUUUAUAGUUUUGCCUUAAUAUAAUUUUGUUUUACACUUCAUAUUUAAGUAGUUUAUUACAUUAAAAACAAACGUUAUUUGUUAGUUAUAAAAGAUGGAAUCUAUCCCUGGAGGAUCUCGAUGUAAUGAUAUUGUUCUUAGUAGAAGAGACUUGUAUACAAUUUUAAAAGAAGGUUCAACAAAAUCGAAACAUCCACAUGGAAAUUAUGAACACUUAACAAAAUAUAUACUAGAAAUUACUAAAUAUCCAAAUGAAUUACCGAAGGAUAUAAAAAAGGUUUUAUCUUAUUUUAUUUCCCAGUUUAAUACCAAAUGGUCUGCAUCAUCUCGAAACGUAGAUUAUUUUUUAAAAAAAAAUUUUGGUUGGUUGGAAACUAAAAUAAGUUUUCCUAUGUACAAAGCUUCUUCAUUUUCUUCAAAUGAUAUGAAAGUUAAGGGUGGAAGACCAAAAGUGUAUUUCUCUAAGAGUAGUGAACGUACAAAACGUAGAAAAACUCAAUUAUUAAGGUCCGAGGUAGGUUCUUUAGAAUUAUCUUAUGCGGCUCAGAUGAGUCUCCGUGCAAGUGGCCAGUUAGAUGCUGCUAAUGUGAUAAAAGAUGUGACAUUAACAACACCUAAACGAGCAGAAAAAUAUAGAAAGGCUUAUAAAGAAACGUCAAAAUCAGUUAUGCCACAGAAGUAAUUACUAUUGAAACCAAGAACAAAGAAAAUCAAAUAAAAUCAUUGAUUCCUUCUUCUUUUAUUUUUAAUGAUCGUGAAGUGGUAGUAAAUUAUCAAUUAUUAUUUACAAUGGUCGACGGAAAAGUAUGCAAUGCAGUGUGUGAUAAUAAAUCCACGUUAAAAUGUUACAUUUGUGGUGCAACAUCUAAGGAUUUUAAUGACAUUAAUAAUAUAACUCGUAUAAGAAUCGACGAAUCGAACAUAAAGUUAAAUUUUGGGCUAUCUAUAUUACAUGCCUGGAUACGA
This is a messenger RNA of Sipha flava (yellow sugarcane aphid), 4072 nucleotides long. RefSeq lists its product as uncharacterized. The record is from RefSeq and is a predicted model, not a curated record. NCBI's taxonomy places the organism in Eukaryota, Metazoa, Arthropoda, Insecta, Hemiptera, Aphididae. The transcript has 2 exons. Bases 3201 to 3788 code for a protein of 195 amino acids.